This is a messenger RNA of Ogataea angusta, 879 nucleotides long. RefSeq lists its product as uncharacterized. The transcript has a single exon. Lineage: Eukaryota; Fungi; Ascomycota; Pichiomycetes; Pichiales; Pichiaceae. The record is from RefSeq and is a predicted model, not a curated record. Gene Ontology annotation, cellular component: endoplasmic reticulum. Gene Ontology annotation, biological process: sterol biosynthetic process. Bases 1 to 879 code for a protein of 292 amino acids.
AUGACCCAGACCUCAAAUACCGACGAGCCGGACAACAAGACUGAGCCCCUAAACUCGGGGCCCCUCAUGUCGAGAAACUCCUCCGUCCUCACACUGACCACGCCUCAGCUGUACUCGAUCUACGGCGGCGGCGAAAAUUUGAUAGAUGCCCAAGACGCAGAUACUGCAAACGAUAUUUACGAGAACCUGAAAGACAACAUCAGAAAGAGGAGGCCCGGCGACGCUCCUCGUGCGCCUCCGCGCUCGAGCCCGCGAAAGUCGGCAAUCGGCCUGUUUCCCGGGAUCGUCGGCAAAAGUCUGGUUUUAUGUGUGCUCGGCAACCUGUUCAUCAAGCUGAUCGAGCAGCUGUACAAACUGAACCCGGCUCUCCCCAAUCUCGCGGACUUUCGUUUAAUUUACCUAGUCAGAGAUAACGUCAACUUGCCGUUGAGCCCCGUCCAGAUGGAAAUCCUCAACAACUCCGUAAUGGGCCUGCUCUUUGGCUCCAUCAGACCGCUUUCGGAGCUCGUGUUCACCUGGAACGGCAAGAAACGGUCCUUCCCAGAAACGGCUGCGCUAGUCAGGUUCACUGUUGCACUGGUCGGGUUUUCGUACGGACUGCGAAAGGUGGAGUGGGACUCGAAGCUCGAGGCGUCGCUCGUCUUCCUGGGCAUCUGCGCACUGCUGUGGAUCGUGAUGGACUCGUCUAUCGGCGGCCUGCUGUCCUCGUUUAUCGUCUCUCUGGGGACGAUCGUCGUUUACACCUACGUCACGUUCCAGCAAAACCUGCUCGGCGUGUUUAGCGACCCAGACACACUGGCCGAUCUUCUCUGGAACGGGUCUUUCCUGUUCAUCUCGCUAGUUAUAUUUGGCCGGAUCAGCAAGAGACUAAUCGGCUAG